Didymodactylos carnosus is the source of this 2148-nucleotide messenger RNA. The record is from the annotation of a GenBank genome assembly. Lineage: Eukaryota; Metazoa; Rotifera; Eurotatoria; Philodinida; Philodinidae.
AUGUCAUGCUGGAGAUCAUGCCAAGAUAAAAGUGUAGCAGCGUCGUGGAUAAAGGAUAACAUUGUUGGCACGAUCUUUGCGGCUCGGAGCUGUUUUUUAAAAGAAAUUCUAUCGCCAGAAGUACUCGAUAUGUAUGACCAAGGAUAUGUUUGUGUACAAGAAUCAUAUCAAAAUCGAAAGCUAAUUGUUGAUGCUUAUAUGGAAUAUGGUUUGGAUCAAUACUCUCCAUACAUUAAUUAUUAUAAAAUGGCUGGAAUAACAUCAAGUGUCACUGACAAAAAUAAAAACGUAUUAGAACUACGUGAUCGAGAUAUUGGUCGAUCGAGUCAACAAAAAUCCAUUAAUGAUACAUCAUCAUCGUCAUCAUCAUCAUCAUCUACAGUACAAACAAUGAACGAACAAGCAGAGAUGCAACGUUUAAAUUCACGUUUUAUCAAUUAUUUAAAACGUUUACGUGAACUUGAACUGACAAAUGAUACUUUAACAAAACAAUUGAGUGAUGUACGAAAAUCCGUUAGUAUGGAUGGUUCAAGUGUCAUUCUACAAUAUGAUCCUGAAUUAACAAAUUUACGUCGACAAUUAGAUACAUUAAUACACGAUAAAACUUUAGUAGAAUUACGUAUAAAUCAUUUUGAUUAUGAUAUUAAACGACAAAAAGCAAAAUGUGAUACAUAUGAGACAAGAAACGAUGAUAUUUACAAAUUAGAACAAGAAUUAAAACAAAUUAAAGAUGAAUACAAUUAUCUACAGUCAAAAAUAUUCAAUUUACAGCAAAUAAUAUCGAAAACAAAACAAGAGGAAGAAUUUCUAAAUCAUGAAAUUGAUAAAUUAUUAAUUGAACAUGAAAAUGAAAUAAUUGCUCGUUAUGAUCUACAAAAUGAAAUUCAAACUCUUGAAGAAAGUUUAACGUUUAAACGAGCUCUCUAUGAACAUGAACUAAAUGCAUUAGAAAAAUUAUUAAAACAGAAUAAUUUGACAGAUGAUUUUUAUCGAAAUGAAUUUGAUCGUGCUACAAAAGAUUUAAGAAAUGAAUAUGAACAAUUGCAUUAUCAACAAAUUUCUAAUUUGAAAGAAUAUUAUAAACAGAAGCAAGAUGAACUUGUUGAAACUGUUAGAGUAAUGAAUAAUUCAUUAACCACACAAUCACAAUCAGCAACGUCAACCAUAAAAACAUUAGAAACAACAAAAGAAUCUGUUAAAAUGUCGAAAAAUGAUUUGUCAAAUUUGUUAGAUAAGAAUAGUGAUCUGUCAGCAAAAGCUCAAUCAUUACAAGAAAAAUAUGAUGAGAUAAAAUUGUACAAUCGGCAGCAGACAUUUGAACAAGAGAAACAAAUUGAUCAAUUAAGAAAUGAUAUCGAAGCAUUGGCCACAUCACACGAUCAAGUUAUGAAUAGUAAAACAUCGAUGGAAUUUGAAAUUUUAACAUAUAAACGCCUAUUAGAUAACGUUGAGAAACUCCCAUUAAGCCAAACAACAAUAAUAGGAAGUAGUAAUAAUCAAUCAACAAUAGCGACCACUACUACAACUACAAGAACAAUUACAACAAAAAUGGUUCCCGUACCAUCAAAACAAGCAUCGUCAAGUAAGUUUUCGGGAAAAAUAUGUUUGAGAAUGUUACCUCUUUAUGCUGCUGUGGCAUUUAUCGAUGCUGGUAGUAAUGAAUAUUAUGAAUCACGAUUACCAAAACAUAGUUGUUUAAAUGAAUGUUAUAAACAUGUUGGGAACUAUGUUUUAAAUGCUGUUAAUUUAACUAUUCCUGAAAUAAUAACAUUUCACGCUGAUGGCACAUUCAACGCGAUUAAUUCUUUUCAAGAUGGCAAUCAAUAUUCAACAGAUCCAGGUGAUAGACCCUACUCAAAUGAAUAUAACAUUUGGAAAUGUAAUGGGAAAAAUGGUAUUGAGGCUAAAUCAUUAGACUUUGCAUUUCCAUCAUUGGCUCGACCAUAUUAUCGAGCAGUGGAGGAAAAUACGUACUCACUUAAAUUUGAUCAUGAUCGAUUUGACGGUAAAGCGGGAUACACUGCUUACAAACAAAAUUCUCUAAGCCAAAAUCAACUAUCCGUACCGAUCAAUGGACCAUUUGAAUUCUCUGUUCAAGGCUACAAAGUGUUCGAUUUAUGUGAGCAAAAACAACAUAAGAAGUAUUAG